AUGGCAAGUCUCUGGAGGCUGAGUGUCCUGUGAAGUGUGCAAGAAGGCUGAGCUAUGUUUCUCCAAAUCUCAGUGGUCAGACCUGCUCAUGUCUCAGCAUUUCUCUGGGACCAACCUAGCCCAGAAUGGUGUAGAACACAACACAUUCACCUGUCACUUAACUACCAUGCGGCCUUGCACAAAUGGUUCCUGACUGUGUUCGAGGGGAUGUUUUGUAGAAACCUGCCAGGGCAAGUGUUUUGGCACUCCCAGCUUUAACCUUUGUUGGACUUUGUUAUCUCAGCUAUCAUGAUGUGGGCAUCUGCAAAGCUGUGGAAGCUCUGACC
This is a messenger RNA of Mirounga angustirostris (Northern elephant seal), 326 nucleotides long. Its product is annotated as succinate dehydrogenase [ubiquinone] cytochrome b small subunit, mitochondrial-like. The transcript has 2 exons. NCBI's taxonomy places the organism in Eukaryota, Metazoa, Chordata, Mammalia, Carnivora, Phocidae. The record is from RefSeq and is a predicted model, not a curated record.